This is a messenger RNA of Sorex araneus (European shrew), 906 nucleotides long. Its product is annotated as putative transporter SVOPL. Lineage: Eukaryota; Metazoa; Chordata; Mammalia; Eulipotyphla; Soricidae. Gene Ontology annotation, cellular component: membrane. Bases 1 to 906 code for a protein of 301 amino acids. Gene Ontology annotation, molecular function: transmembrane transporter activity. The record is from RefSeq and is a predicted model, not a curated record. The transcript has 9 exons. Gene Ontology annotation, biological process: transmembrane transport.
AUGGCAUCCAAGCAGACAGAGCCGGUCACCAUCAUUAGCCUACGGAAGCUGAGUCUGGGGAACCCAGAGCCACAGCCUAAAGAGACCAAGACGUUCACUGUAGAAGAUGCUGUGGAGACCAUCGGAUUCGGGCGCUUCCAUAUUGCCCUGUUUCUGAUCAUGGGCAGCACGGGGGUGGCUGAGGCCAUGGAGAUUAUGCUCAUAGCCGUGGUGUCCCCCGUCAUCCGCUGUGAGUGGCAGCUGGAAAACUGGCAGGUGGCACUUGUGACCACGAUGGUGUUUUUCGGCUACAUGGUAUGCAGCAUCCUCUUCGGUGUCCUGGCUGACAAAUAUGGCCGCUGGAAGAUUUUGUUCCUCUCGUUUGUGUGGGGCGCCUACUUCUCCUUGCUGACGUCCUUCUCGCCCUCCUACACCUGGUUUGUCUUCCUGCGUGCCAUGGUGGGCUGCGGUGUGUCCGGCCACUCUCAAGGGCUCAUCAUAAAGACCGAAUUCUUGCCGACAAAAUACCGAGGCUUUAUGCUCCCUUUGUCUCAGGUCUUCUGGCUGGCCGGCUCCUUGCUCAUCAUCGGCAUGGCGUCAGUGAUCGUCCCCACCAUCGGCUGGCGCUGGCUCAUCCGCAUCGCCUCCAUUCCCGGCAUCAUCCUCAUUAUAGCUUUCAAGUUUAUUCCUGAGUCGGCCCGGUUCAACGUCUCCACUGGGAACACGCAGGCUGCCCUGGCCACGCUGCAGAGCAUCGCCAGGACGAACCGCUCGGUCAUGCCCGAGGGGAAACUGGUGGAGCCCGUGCUGGACCUGUCCCUCUCAGCUCGCUCCGGCUCUCUGGUGCCAAAUGAACUCUCUGGCCUGUUCAGCAGACGGGAGACGGCUCAGAGCUGCCAGGGCUCCAUGGAGGAACUUAUUCCUUAA